AUUAUACACCAGAAUUAUCUACUUAUGUCGUUAUGGUCCUCCUCGCAAGAUUUGAAGUCUUUUAAUUGGUGCGUUUUUAUUCAAGUUCAGUCGCUCUCCCUCCUUCAACGCGCUGUCUGCGAAACCCAGAGCACCCUUUCAAAUACCGACUCGAGGACCUCUGCAUCUCGGUCUCCGCUGUUGACGUGGGGCCACUUCGCCCGUGUUUCUCUCGCUGUCCACCUCCUCGCCGCCUGGGGGAAAACACUCUGCCUCUGCCGUGCCUACGGCUUUGCCGCCAUUAUCACCUGCAUUUGUUUCGAGUGCCUUUUCUUCGCAAUUCUGGCCAUCCCUCUCUCUUGUUUGGCAGGCAUCCCCUCGAGCUUCCUCCGCGCUUUCUGUCUCGUAAUAUAUACGUCGCACACGCCUUUGUCAUUCGUCCCUUUGGCCUCCCCGACUUCUUUCAGGUCUGCGUGCACCUUCCUCCUCCGUAUCUGGUCUGUUGCGCCUUACUGGCGUCAUCUCAGCACCCCCCAGUCUUCUGGUGAGAGGACCAGUCUGCAAUCUGCCAGUUCACUUGCGAAAUUUGCUGGACUGUGUCCUGCUCGCCUCGCCUGACGCUUUGGUUUAGCCGAGUGCCAGCGAGCGAGUCGCUGCCGACUUCCCAGCAAGCUCUGACAGGCUUUCGCGAAUACAUCGAUCAGAUAUCAAGCACAACUAUUUUACUUUUGUUGUUGGAAAUGUAAUCUCGCGGCGGCUGUGGCUAUCGCACGCAAGGGGCCGCGGUGCCAGCUUUAUGUUCUGGGCCCGCCUUGUACACGUUUUGUAGUAUACGUGCAGAGGAACAGGUAGAGAACAAACUUUUUUACUACCAACUUGGAACAGUAAGGUCAAUAUGUGGCACAGAUUUAAAUUGACUUAUGCUACAUUGAAUGUGGACUCCAUCAAUUCAAAUAUUUUCCAACCACCU
Molecule: messenger RNA, 949 nt
Organism: Laccaria bicolor S238N-H82
Lineage: Eukaryota; Fungi; Basidiomycota; Agaricomycetes; Agaricales; Hydnangiaceae
Exons: 4
Coding region: 25-597 (190 amino acids)
Source: RefSeq, a predicted model, not a curated record